Molecule: messenger RNA, 378 nt
Organism: Gossypium raimondii (Peruvian cotton)
Lineage: Eukaryota; Viridiplantae; Streptophyta; Magnoliopsida; Malvales; Malvaceae
Exons: 2
Coding region: 1-378 (125 amino acids)
Source: RefSeq, a predicted model, not a curated record
AUGCUAGCAAGUGUGACUAGUACUCUGUAUAAGCAACUAGAGAGCUGUAAGACUACUAAAGUAAUUCUAGAUAAGUUAGAAGACAUGUUUGGAGGCCAAGCUAUCUUGGCUCGACAAUCUACCAUAACUAGCUUGACGAAUGCCCAGAAUAAACCUGACACUUCAGUCAAAGACCAUAUGAUCACUCUCAUGGGCUACUUUGUCGAGGCCACAGAUAAUGAGGCCAAUUUGGACCAAAAUACUCAAAUUGAGAUAGUGUUCAAAAGUUUAUCCAAGGGCUUUGUAGGCUUUCGGGCUGCAUAUAACCUUGGAAACAAAAGCCUGACGUUUACACAACUCAUGAAGGAGCAAGAAAUGGCACUUCAAGGAAAACUGUAA